This is a messenger RNA of Dibothriocephalus latus, 372 nucleotides long. The record is from the annotation of a GenBank genome assembly. Lineage: Eukaryota; Metazoa; Platyhelminthes; Cestoda; Diphyllobothriidea; Diphyllobothriidae.
ACGGGCUUUCUGGCCUUCGGAAUUUACACCAUGAUUGAGGGCAGGCUGCCGAUUGUGCCCGCGGGCAUUUCGCCCGCUUUGUUGGGAAUGGUGGUGUUCCUGGCGCUCAGUGCCUACACCGGCGCUGGUGGUGCUCCGCUGAACCCAGCUCGUGACUUUGGACCUCGUUUGAUGUGUCUUUCAACUUGUAAGUCUUACUUGCCCUUGAGUUAUGAUAAUAACUCACUUUUACAUGUGGCAGUAGCCCGACUUUCCCUUUGUUCGUUAAAUUCCGCCAAUAUAAGGUCCAAUUUCUUUUUUUUCGUUGAGUUUCGCCAAUAUAAGGUUAAAUGUAAAUCAGUAAACAACAGGAGUUUAUGUUCAUGGAGUUGA